Aspergillus pseudoviridinutans is the source of this 6252-nucleotide messenger RNA. RefSeq names its product non-reducing polyketide synthase encA (gene encA). NCBI's taxonomy places the organism in Eukaryota, Fungi, Ascomycota, Eurotiomycetes, Eurotiales, Aspergillaceae. The transcript has 8 exons. Gene Ontology annotation, molecular function: phosphopantetheine binding; fatty acid synthase activity; 3-oxoacyl-[acyl-carrier-protein] synthase activity. The record is from RefSeq and is a predicted model, not a curated record. Gene Ontology annotation, biological process: secondary metabolite biosynthetic process; fatty acid biosynthetic process. The coding region runs from base 1 to 6252 and encodes 2083 amino acids.
AUGGAUUCGAAACGGAUUGUAUUCUUCGGGGGCCAGGGUAGUCGUUCGCUCUCCUUGUCAAGGCCAAUCUCAGGGACGAACAGACAGAAUGAAUCCCCAGCAGUUUCUCUCUUACUAUCGACUUGUCACACUGCGUUUCUACGAGAGGCCAUACGGGCUCGAUCACAGUCCCCUCCCGUCUGGGCAACGUUUGAUACGCCAAGCAGUCCGCAAUCCUUAUUAACAGUGCCUCAUGCACAAUCCGAUAACCCUAUUCUCCACGGGAUAUGCCUCUGCGUGAACCAGUUGGUUGGGUAUCUUGAGUAUGACAGCACACUCGAGAAGCUCAAACAGGCUAUACCUACGGGAUUCUGCUCUGGGAUGCUCCCUGCAAUGGUCCUAGCCUGCAGCAGCACCGUGGAAGAGUACAUCAUGUUCAGUGGGGAAGCGGUUCGUCUUGCGUUUUGGAUAGGGUACCGCGCUACCGAGCUGAGCCAGGGUCUUUUAAGAAAGGAUUGGGAAGCUCAGCCCUGGGCUUUAUCCGUGUCUGGAAAGGACAAGGAGACAAUCGAGAGAGAUGUCCAGAGUUUCAAUAGUUUUGUUCCCGAAUCGUCUCAAAUCCGGCUGGCGUCAAGAUUCGGCAAAGCUUCUUUCAGCAUUGUGGGCCCAGGCCAUGCAUUGGAGGCAUUCCGAUCCCAGCAUGUUUCUUCACCGUGCAGUGCGGAGGAAGUGCUUGUUCACGCCUUGUACCACGGAGGAGACAGGGGACUGGAUGCGCUCAGUAAGGUACUUGAUGAUGUUCGGCGUGGAGGUAUAUCGUUUCCACCCUCAACAGCCAUGAAAAGACCGAUCUGGUCUUGCAAUGACGCAUCUUUGGUGGAUGCGUCACUCCUUGCCUCCACCUCGCCAUUGGAGUAUACCAUUCGUCUCAUCCUGGUUGACACUGCCGACUUGUACGUUACCUGGCUCUCAGCUGUCGAUACUAUUACCUCUUCAGGUAAAGACUGGGAGAUAGUCACGGUGGGACCUGGGUCAAAUGCCCUGCUCGCCUCAGUAAGCAGGGACAUAGCUCGGCCUGCAAAAACAAGUUGGAUAGACAUCUCAGGGCCUUUUCGAGGUGCCAAUGAGCUCCAGACUGAUGGCUUUGCCAUUAUCGGAAUGUCUGUUAAUUUCCCCAUGGGGGCUGGAAAAGACGCAUUCUGGAAAAUGUUAGAGCAAGGUUUGAACGCAGCGCAAACAAUACCAGGUACCAGGUUCGAAGUAAACGAGUAUAAAGCUGGAGGGAGUAACUGCCGGCCAGUCCGCGAGAUGAAAGCCAGCCAUGGAAACUUUCUCAGCGACCCAUUCCAGUUUGAUCAUGAGUAUUUUGGCAUCUCUCCUCGGGAGGCCAAGUCAAUGGACCCCCAGCAGAAACUCCUCCUCCAGGGCGCAGUGCACGCCAUGGAUGAUGCGGGAUAUGUACCAAAUGGAGCACCUUCCUUCAAUCCGGAAACGAUGGGGUGCUAUAUCGGGGUUGCCACAGAUGACUACGUGCAAAAUCUAGCUAGGGAGGUUGAUGUGUAUUACUCUACCGGUACGUUGCGCGCCUUCUUGAGUGGGAAGAUAUCGUACGCCUAUGGUUGGAGCGGACCGUCCAUUGUUAUUGAUACCGCAUGCUCGUCUUCGCUUGUAUCUGUGGUGAUGGCCUGCCGGGCUCUUGCCCAAGGCGAUUGCACUACCGCAUUGGCAGGUGGGGUGAAUGCCAUUACCAGUCCUGAUAUGUAUCUUGGCCUUUCGAGAGCCCACUUUCUGAGCCCGACGGGGCAGUGCAAACCCUUUGAUGCCUCGGCCGACGGAUAUUGCCGGAGUGAAGGGUGUGGGCUAUUCGUAAUCAAGCGCCUUUCGGACGCAGUCCGUGAAGGUGACCGAGUUUACGGUGUCAUCAAACAUGGGCAUAUGAAUCAGAGCGGCCAGGCGACUUCUAUCACCCACCCUCAUGGUCCCGCUCAGAAGCAGCUCUUCAAGGAACUCUUGAGUCGAGCGCAAAUUGAUGCAAAGUCGAUAAACGUAAUUGAAGCUCAUGGAACAGGAACCCAGGCGGGCGAUGCGGUCGAGACCUCCAGCAUUGAGUCCACUUUUGGUGGUUUUCCCAGCCCAGUUUACCUGACGUCCGUCAAGGGCAACAUCGGGCACGCCGAAGCAGCAUCGGGUUCCGCGGGUUUAGCAAAGCUGCUUAUGAUGCUGCAGUUCUCGAAAAUUCCGCCACAAAUCGGGCUCAACACGCUGAACCCGAAGUUGGGGACUCUGACGGGUCGCAAUAUCCGGAUUCCUACUGCCGCCUGCGAGUGGAACCGUAUCGCUCCCAACCUGCCGCGGCGUGCAUUAUUGAAUAAUUUUGGUGCAGCUGGCUCAAACGCUGCUUUGAUUAUUGAGGAAUACAGUCCGACAUCAUGUCGCGAAGAUCAGAAAUGGCCUCUGAGAGCGGCGUAUAAUCUGAUUCUUUCCGCGAGGCAUGUCGACGCGCUCAAUGAGCUUAUUGGAAGGUACUCUAAGCUUCUCCAGGAGCGGAACGUUGCCAUUGAAGAUCUUUGCUACACGGCGACAGCUCGGCGGCAGAGACAUCGGCAUGUCCUCUCGAUUGUCGGAGGGACUGUGCCAGAGCUUGUCGACCAGCUUCAACAGUACAGAACAGAAGAGAGCGCCUUGGUCGACUACCGAAUAAAGCACCCAAUUGUGUUCGUAUUCUCGGGACAAGGCAGCUUUUAUUCAGCCAUGGGCCAGCAACUCAUGCGUACAGCCCCUACCUUUAAGGCUAAGGUUGAAGAAUGCGACUGCGUGCUGCAGCAAAAUGGCUUUUUGGACAUAGUACCGAGCAAGGUACUGGAUGGAUCCUUCAGCCCUAUAACUGCUGCAGAUUCGGUCUUGUGGUCACAGGUCGCAUGUUUUGUGCUGGAAUAUGCCCUCGCAUGCCUGUGGAUCUCAUGGAACGUUCAGCCCGACGUUGUCGUUGGUCAUAGCCUCGGAGAAUAUCCAGCCAUGGUCAUCAGUGGUGCCCUGUCGCUGCAAGAUGCUUUGUUGCUUGUUGUGCGCCGUGCACAAUUGAUGGCAUCGAUGUGUAACAUUGGGGAGACUUCUAUGCUUGCCUGCAAUACCGCGGCACUGUCUGUCGAACACCUAGUUUCCGAGUCGGGCCUGUCUCAACUCACAGUCGCUUGUGACAAUAGUGUAACGGAUUCUGUUCUCUCGGGACCUGUCAAUCAAGUAGACCAAAUGGCCGGGCUACUCAAAGAGAAAGGGAUUCGCUGUAAGAGACUUGAUGUCCCUCUCGGCUUUCACUCCGCGGCUUUGGAUGCAAUGCUGCAGGAACUCGAGGUCAAAUGCGAAGGUCUCCAUUUCUCGACUCCUAAGAUUGCUUUAGGGUCUGGUUUCCACGGGCGACUUGUUGAAGAAGGCGACCUCGAUUCUAGCUAUCCCGUCCAACAAACCAGGUCGAAAGUGCGUUUUACUGAGCUCAUAGGCUCUCUCUCCAAACGAGACGGAAUCCAAAACGCUACUUUCAUUGAAGUUGGACCAAGCCCGAUUACGUUGCCUAUGAUUCGGACCAAGUUUUCGGGACAGGAUGCCGUUUUCCUGCCCUCCAUUGCAAAGGGUCAAGAUGCAUGGGCUAGUAUAAGCCGUUCCUUGCAGCAGAUGAGCCUGCGGCACGACUCCAUUCAGUGGCGUGCUGUGUUUGAUGGCACAAACGCCCAUGUCACGGACCUUCCAGAGUACCCGUUUCAAAUGCAAUCAAUGUACGUCCCAUUUAAGGAACCCAGCAUGGUGGCGAGUGUAUCGACAACCGCUCAAAACACCAAACCGUCUAUAUUCCAUUUAUUGCAAGAUGUGGUGAGUCUGGACGCCGGGAAAGGAUUGUCAACGUUCCGUACGAGUUUGGACACCCUGUCCAAGUACAUCGAGGGCCACUCGGUCGAUGGCUUUCCGCUAUGUCCAGCUUCAGUAUACCAUGAAAUGGUUUUGGAAGCUAUGCAUUGGCAGGUUGCUCCAGAGGAGGAUCAAGUGGCAGUGGUCAGUGACAUACACUUUGGGCAUCCCCUUAUAUAUUCACCGGAGAAGGGAUUCUCCACGGUGCUAUUGACGUUGGAGAAAAUGUCGGACGCUAGGCCUAAGAGUCAUGGAGGAAGAUUCACCUUUGCGUCCGGUGUAGUGGCAGGGUGUGAUUCUGACACGGUCCUGUGUUCCGGCCAAACAGCAUGGAAGCGCGCUUCGGACGUGAAAGUAUAUCUUGCGCGGAAGGCAGCAUACGCCCAAAGGCAGAUGAAGCUAUUGCACAAACAUCAGAGCCAGAGAAAUAUCCUGCACCGCAACGUCAUCUACAACACGAUUUUCCCUCGGGUAGUUGCCUACUCAGAGCCGUAUCAAGCCAUCAAGGAACUGAACGUCUCUGAGACCGAUUUAGAUGGCCACGGUACAUUUGAGGUCCCAGCAAGCGCUCUCACCGGGGGGAUUGUGUCUCCAGUUUUCAUUGACACUAUGCUGCACGCGGCCGGCUUCGUCGCCAACAGUCAGGCCAAACCGACCGAUGCUUUCAUUUGCAGCGAGAUCGAGUCCGCGGUUGUGUUAUAUACCGCCAUCAACCCGCAAGACACUUUCCUUAUCUACUGCAGCCUGCUGGAAUGCGGCGAUGGGGAACGUAUCGGUGAAGCAUUUGCAAUGACGCUCGACGGAAGAGCUGUUGCUAGCAUUGAAGGCAUGCAUUUCAAGCGUCUGAAUCUUAGAUCGUUCGCUAGCCAUUUGUCGCGCCAGGCUGGUCAGCGGUCUACCGGCGAGAUCCCGCGGCCAGUCGUAGGUCGCACUCAGACGUCGACGAAGGUUGCCGGUCCUCUGGUGCCUAGUGCAUUAGAUCCCAUAGGUACGGUGGUCAGCCUGAUUGCCAAGCUAUGCGAACAGCCGAGGGAGGUGGUUACUCCGGACAAGCGAUUGGCGGACUUGGGGAUUGACUCGCUCAUGCAAAUAGAGCUAUCCCAUUCGCUCAAGCGCCAGUUUCCCCAUUUAGAUGCGGACGGUCUGAUGGAAUCGGAAACAGUCGAGGAGAUCCAAAACUACAUUGGCAAUAUGCGUGGUGAGCGGUCCGGGGUGUGCUUUACACAUGACGUAUCCAGCAACAGCAGCGCCGAAAAUAGCGACGAUGGUUCAAUCGCAUCAGGAAAGCUCACCCCCUAUACGGAGGUGACCACCACUCCGAACGAAGUAACCGGUCUCCUCAUGCAGUUGGUGGCUGAAACUUGUGGUUUCAGGCUAUCUGACAUUCACCAAAACAUGGCACUUGAAUCGCUUGGGAUGGACUCUUUAAUGACCAUCGAAUUCCAAGAAGGCUUGCAAAAGGAAUUCGGCCACGCACUGGCACCCCGAAUAUUAUCCCCGGCGAUAACAAUAAGAGAGCUUGCUUUAAAGCUUGCAGGGGACAUUAGUCCACCAAGGGAAGACUCGGCGCAUUUCAUUGAGAACGCCACAAGCAAAACCCUUUUGCGCGAGCCUUCGGAGGGGCAAUUCGUUGUGCAUCUGCAACGAGGGCCAGAUAACUACCCCCCACUUAUCCUGUUUCAUGACGGCAGUGGACUAAUCAAAAAGUACGAGCGUCUUUCCCAGUUGGGGUGCAACGUGUUUGGUGUUCGCAACCCUGAGCUGAAUGUUCGACCGCAUUGGGCAAGGGACCUGAAAGAUAUGGCGAGUCGGUAUGCUGCUUCGAUUCCCUCGGUUGUCAAAGCAAAACAAGUGAUUCUCGGCGGCUGGUCUUUCGGGGGGGUGCUCGCCCAUGAAGUCGCGCAGCAACUAGACAAGUUUGGGUAUACAACAGUGGCUGUCCUUCUUAUUGACUCCCCAUGUCCGUUGAACCAUCAGCCCCUGCCUCCCCAAGUUGUCAACCACAUUCUGGGGCCCAAGCGACUGCCUCAGCCUGUCUUGGCCACUAUGUCUUACCAAUUUGAAAGCCAUGCCGAGUUUCUCGCAAGAUACAAGGUGCAACAUCCCAUACCGCCGGCAAGGAAGUAUGUGAUGCUGCACAGCGAGCAGGUUCUGGAGACAACCCGCCUUUGUGGUGCUCCAUAUCCAUGGCUCGAAAGUCGACAGGAUCGGGCUUUGUCGCUUCGCCAAUGGGAAAGAAUCCUCGGACGUUCGCUGGUGGUGUAUGAUAUCCCAGGAAAUCACUUUGAGCCUUUUAACGAUGAAAAUGUCAAAACUGUCUCGGAGACACUGCGAGAGGCAUAUGAGAAGGUGACGGCAAUGCGUUUAGUUUGA